AAACAUUAGAAAUCGUCUGUAUGAGCUCAAAAACAAACAUUCAACUCUAUCACCUAAAGUCAUCAGUUAUAUAAUGAAAUGCUUCAAUUAUCUAAUUGCUCAUGGUAAAGGACAGCCAAAAAAGAUUGAAGAAAACUUAAAUGCUUUAUCCAAACACCCCUUUGGAGAUCAUAGUUUCUGUUCCACAGAUUGGUGUAGAUUUAUUGCAGAUCCAAGCAUCAAGUACAAAUCUUCACCUUUUGGUAAACCUUUACAGGAUAAGGCAUUACAAGAAUCAUUGACAACAUUAUUUCAAAAAUAUAUAUUAAAUUCAGAAAAGUUAGCCAAUUUAGGAAGUACUCAGAGUAAUGAGAGUUUUAAUAAAAGUGUUGCAGCCAAAGCACCGAAGAACAGGUUCUAUGGUGGGUCUAGAAGUCUUGCAUACCGUGUUGCUGCAGCUGUUGCUCAGAAAAAUACAGGGCACAGAUACACAGUAGAUGUUAAUGUGUCAAUCGGAUUGUCACAAGGACUUUACACAAGAAAACUUGCAACCCUAAGAGACAUACAGGCCAGAAAGCGAAAAGCCGUAGCCAUUACAACUGAGGCCAAACUUCGUAGAAUUGCAUUGAAAGCCAGUCGGUAA
Messenger RNA from Mytilus trossulus (common blue mussel), 622 nucleotides. RefSeq lists its product as uncharacterized. The record is from RefSeq and is a predicted model, not a curated record. Bases 74 to 622 code for a protein of 182 amino acids. NCBI's taxonomy places the organism in Eukaryota, Metazoa, Mollusca, Bivalvia, Mytilida, Mytilidae. The transcript has 2 exons.